AUGGUUCAGCCACCCCAACAGCUUGCGGACGGCGCUGCGACUCGUGACAGCGCCGAGCAGGGCCGAGUGUCCCGAAUGGCUCAGAAGCAGGCAGACGGGGCCACUCGUCAUGCCAGCACCGAGCCGAAACCACCAUCAGGAUCAGUUCAAGAGCUCCUCCAACAGCCGAGGCAUGCCGCUCCUGUCCCAGCGGAGACAGCACAGCCGUCGAAAGACGCUCCAAAGCUACCGACUCCGACUCGAGGAAACGCCGAGACAGCACAGCUGCGGAAGCGGAAGCCAAGUUCUAGCUGCAAGAUUCCCAGCCCAACGAGUAAGAAGGCACGUACAGAGAGUGCGCGUUUAGAGCAUCUCAAGAAAUGCACGGAUUGA
Molecule: messenger RNA, 372 nt
Organism: Cyphellophora attinorum
Lineage: Eukaryota; Fungi; Ascomycota; Eurotiomycetes; Chaetothyriales; Cyphellophoraceae
Exons: 1
Coding region: 1-372 (123 amino acids)
Source: RefSeq, a predicted model, not a curated record